Molecule: messenger RNA, 339 nt
Organism: Pocillopora meandrina
Lineage: Eukaryota; Metazoa; Cnidaria; Anthozoa; Scleractinia; Pocilloporidae
Source: the annotation of a GenBank genome assembly
AUGUUCUCUUUGGCCCUACCUGCAUACUCUAAUCCUGCUCUGACAAAAGACAAGAAUAAACUCAUUCCAGUGAUUGCUGAGAACACAAAACACAAGAUACGUUGCAUGUUGUCUGCUGGUCUGUAUUAUGGUCAUGACUCACUGGUUCUCUCAGCUCUUGGCUGUGGAGCAUUUAGAAAUCCCACAACUCACAUGGCCCAGCUUUUCAAGGACGUAUUGUCCGAGGGCAGAUUUGCCAACAGAUACAAGCACAUUUCUUUUGCCAUCCUUGAUGAUCAUAAUGCAAGGGGGGAUGGGAAUUUCAAGCCCUUUCUUGAGGUAUUUGCUGACUGGACAUAA